GGGAAAGGAAAACCCCAACCGCGAAGGCGGACGCGUGCGAGGGAAGCCACAAUGGCGCCGCGCCCGCGGCCGAAAACUCAAGCGCGCCCCCCAAAAUUUCGCUGCCGCCUCCUCGCCUUCCUUAAAACCGCCGCACUCCAAUUCCCGUCUCCCCCCCGCCGCGGCAUUAUCGCGCCCGAUUCCCUAACUACCCCACCGCGCCGCCGCGCCAUGCCGCCAUCCUUCGUCGUCCGCCGCAAGCGCUCCCGGUCCCCGCCGCGCGGCUUCGACUCCGCGCGCCGCACGCGCACGCGCCCGGUGCCGGAGACCGAGCGGGCGGGGGAGGACGGCAAGUCGGCGCCGGCGCUGCUGCCCGACGACAUGCUCCUGGAGGUGUUCAAGCGGCUUCCCCCGCCGCGCGACGUCGUGCGCUGCGCCGCGGUGUGCCGCCGCUGGCGCCGCCUCGUCGCCGGGGCGGGGGCGGCGUGCCUCCCCGCGCCGCCGCACCACUUCGGGUUCUUCCUCAACUACGGCCCGUCGCCGCUGCCCCCAUUCGUGCCCACGGCGGGCGUCGCCCUCGGCGUCGGCUCCCUCCCGGUGCCGCCCGCGUGCGGCGCCGUCCUCGCCGACUCCCGCGGCCGGCGUCUUCUUCUGCGGGAGCUCGGUCCCGCCUCCGCCCGCGAGCUCAGGCUUCUUGUCUGCAGUCCGCUCGAGAAGACGCACGUGCGGGUGCCGUCGCUCUACACCGCCGGGCACAGGGUGGCGUGCUCCGUGCUCGUCCCUGGGGAAGGCUCCGCGUUCCGCGUCGUCGUCGUCCUCUUCGGCGCCGACCCGAACCACUUCGAGGUGCUCGUCUACUCAUCGGCCUCCUCCUGUUGGGAGGCCGCCACCGGCCCGGUGAACCGGGAAGUGGUCGUCCGCCGCGGCCCGUCGGUGGUCAUCGGCGAUGUCGUGUACAAACUGCAGGUCGAAGACAAGUAUAUCAUGGUCGUCGAAGCGGUAAAGAUGAAGCUGUCGGCGGUGCCCCUUCCCAACACCGGGACUAAACUCUACGACGGCAACCACUGGAUCGGAAAGACGGCGGACGGCCGCCUCUGCUUCUUCGCGAUGCGGGAGCAGCUUACUCUCGUCAAGUGGGUUCUCGAAGCCCCUGGGAUGUGGGCGGAGCAGCAGCACGUCAACCUGCGCGCGUCGAUGCACCCGGCGUUGGUCGGCGACCUCGCCCAAAUGAAGCUCUCCGCGAAGAUGUCGGACCAGCUCCGCGGAUGCAAGCUCGUGAGCUUCGCCGCGUUCUGCGAGGCCACCGGCACCCUGUUCUUCGUCAUGGCCGACUGGGUCGUGGCGCUCGACCGCACGACGGGAAGGCUGCAACGGCUGUGGCGCAACGCCGACGUGUCGCGGCCGCUGGGCGAUGUGUACCCGUGCGAGAUGCUGCAAUGGCCGCCGGUGCUGAAGGAUCUCGGCGAGGCCCAUGACCAUAAGGCGGGAGGUGUUUGCUGAAAUGUGGAUUGAUUCGAUGUUGGGGUUAUCUUUUGCUUGUUAAUUGGUAGAUGCAAUUAAAAUUCUGGAUUGUUAUGUAUGAUGCGUUACCGAUUGUUGAAUAAAUUAUGGAAUUGGGGGCA
Messenger RNA from Setaria italica (foxtail millet), 1601 nucleotides. RefSeq lists its product as uncharacterized. The transcript has a single exon. The record is from RefSeq and is a predicted model, not a curated record. The coding region runs from base 52 to 1479 and encodes 475 amino acids. Gene Ontology annotation, molecular function: protein binding. Lineage: Eukaryota; Viridiplantae; Streptophyta; Magnoliopsida; Poales; Poaceae.